GCAAAGAUGCAGUGGAGUCUGUUUGUGCUCAUUCUGAUGGGUCAGUGUUCCUUCUUCACUUGUCACCUCUAUGAGUACCACUUCAUUCAAGAGGGAAAGACCUGGGAUGAAGCUCAGAGUUAUUGCAGAGAGCAUUUCACUGACCUGGCCACAGUGUCUGACAUGAGAGACGUGGAGAGACUGACUAACUCUUCACAGACUACAGACGCCUGGAUUGGACUGAGGAGCAUCAAUGAAGGAGAUAUCAAAGUGUGGCACUGGUCUCUGCCGGGGGAGAAGUACAAUCCUACAGAAUGUGAUCCAGAAUGUGCACCUGAAUGGGCUCCAAAUGAGCCGAACAAUAAUGGUGACAAUCCUGAGAACUGUGGAGAUUUCAAACUCAAAAAAAUGGUACGAUACCCAUUGUUCUAA
This is a messenger RNA of Trematomus bernacchii (emerald rockcod), 411 nucleotides long. RefSeq names its product L-selectin-like. Bases 7 to 411 code for a protein of 134 amino acids. The record is from RefSeq and is a predicted model, not a curated record. The transcript has 2 exons. Lineage: Eukaryota; Metazoa; Chordata; Actinopteri; Perciformes; Nototheniidae.